UUACUACUGGUCUCCUUUUGUGCUUUCAGCCUUUAUUUGCUUGCAGCAGCUGCCGGGAUAGAAAUCACUUUGUUUGGAAGACGGUCUCUCGGUUUCUUGUAGUCUUACAGCUUGGUUGUCGCUUUGCUCUUCCAGUGCUGCCUGAUACACAGACAUGAGGAAUCACACUUCCAUCACUGAGUUCAUCCUGUUGGGAAUUCCUAACACUGAAGGGUUGGAGAACGUGCUCUUUGUCCUGUUUCUGGCCUUCUGCCUCAUAACCUUGCUGGGGAACCUGCUCAUCUUCCUCACCAUUCUGGCUUCCUCUAACCUCCACACCCCCAUGUGUUUCUUCCUGGGAAACCUCUCUGCGUUUGACAUAUUUUUCCCUUCAGUGAGUUCCCCCAAAAUGAUGCGCUGCCUCAUGGGGCAAAGCUGUGUCAUCUCUUACCGGGGCUGUGCAUCCCAGCUCUUCUUCUACCACACGCUGGGUGGCACCGAGUGCUUCCUGUACACCGUGAUGGCCUACGACCGCUUUGUGGCUAUUUGCCACCCUUUACGAUACACAGUUAUCAUGAGCCGCAGGGUGUGUAUUGUCCUGACAUUGAGCACUUGGCUGGGGGGCUGUCUACAGGGAAGUGUCCUCGUGUUUCUUGUCUUUAAGUUGCCCUACUGUGGCCCCCAUGAGGUGGACAGUUUCUUCUGUGAUAUCCCAGUGGUGCUGCCCCUGGCUUGUGCAGAUACCUCUCUGGCUCAGACAGUGAGUUUCACUAACGUGGGUGUUGUGACACUCACGUGUCUUUUCCUUAUCCUUACUUCCUAUAGUCGCAUCAUCUUUUCCAUAUUGAAAAUCAGCUCAUCAGAAGGCAGGCGUCGAGCCUUCGCCACGUGCAGUGCCCACCUGACUUCGAUCCUCUUGUUCUAUGGGCCGGUGAUGCUCAUCUAUCUGCGGCCUGCCUCCAGCCCCUGGCUCGACUCCGUUAUUCAGGUGUUGAAUAAUAUUGUCACGCCUUCCCUUAAUCCUUUGAUUUACACCUUGAGAAACAAGGAUGUGAAAUUGGCUCUCAGGAAAGUGUUAACUCAGAUGGUCCACGUUUCUGGAGCAUAAGUUAUAGGGUCAGUGCCUCUCUCUCAGACUCUUUGGGGAGUUGCUUCAGAUUGACUCUUACAACAGGAUUGUUGCCAAAUGGAAAGCUGGGCAGAGUUACAUUUAAUGGGCGUUUCUUGGGCAUCCUAAUAGGUACACAAAGGGUAAGGACAUCAGUGGGUUUACCCUUCAAAGGAAGCCUUUUCAG
Molecule: messenger RNA, 1274 nt
Organism: Choloepus didactylus (southern two-toed sloth)
Lineage: Eukaryota; Metazoa; Chordata; Mammalia; Pilosa; Megalonychidae
Product: olfactory receptor 149-like
Exons: 1
Coding region: 155-1087 (310 amino acids)
Biological process (GO): G protein-coupled receptor signaling pathway
Cellular component (GO): membrane
Molecular function (GO): G protein-coupled receptor activity; olfactory receptor activity
Source: RefSeq, a predicted model, not a curated record